AUGUUUAUCAAGCCCGCCCUCCAAGCACUGCUUGCCCUUUCGAUCGCUGUCGGAGCAGUCGCCGACCAAGAGGUUGUGAACUCCCCUGCGAGUGGCCCUCUAUCCAUCAACUAUGGCAAAUGCUACAAAAUCCAAACCGAGCAGCGCACAUGGAUGGCCAACAGAGGCGAUGGAUAUCAGCGGUGGGACUACCUUCUGAAGAAAGCCGACAUCUACAAGGUCUGCCAGCACAAAGUCGACGGAUCCUGCGAGUACGAUGCCGUUCGCCCGGUCCAGGGUGGGGAGGACUACUUCCUCUGGGCUUUCAAUGCCUACAAUGGCCAGGGAGCGAAUCUUCUAGCUGUCUGGAAUUGGUUCUUCCCUAGCUAUGACGGCUAUAGAGAUUACAUCUUCCACUUCCAAGGUGAAGCAGAGUGUGGCCAUGGUACCAACCCUUGCGCUAUCCGCACUGGUGGUCAUAACGAGAAAACUGCCAAAGGUUUGACUGGAGUCGACUUCCCUGCCAGAGCCACUGACGGGAGCACAGUUUUGCUCUGGUACCAUGAAGUCGAUUGCCCUGAGUAA
Penicillium crustosum is the source of this 564-nucleotide messenger RNA. RefSeq lists its product as uncharacterized. The transcript has a single exon. Lineage: Eukaryota; Fungi; Ascomycota; Eurotiomycetes; Eurotiales; Aspergillaceae. The record is from RefSeq and is a predicted model, not a curated record. Bases 1 to 564 code for a protein of 187 amino acids.